Messenger RNA from Punctularia strigosozonata HHB-11173 SS5, 1103 nucleotides. Its product is annotated as F-actin capping protein alpha subunit. Gene Ontology annotation, cellular component: actin cortical patch; F-actin capping protein complex. The record is from RefSeq and is a predicted model, not a curated record. Bases 1 to 879 code for a protein of 292 amino acids. Gene Ontology annotation, biological process: barbed-end actin filament capping; actin cytoskeleton organization. The transcript has 8 exons. Lineage: Eukaryota; Fungi; Basidiomycota; Agaricomycetes; Corticiales; Punctulariaceae. Gene Ontology annotation, molecular function: actin filament binding.
AUGGACCCAGCCGAGAGGAUAGAGAUCGCGUCCAAAUUCCUGCUGCAGUCCCCUCCGGGAGAGAUCAACGACGUCUUGAACGGUACGCAUAUCCGCAACAUCAUCUCGGAUGAUGACUCACUCCAAGCCGGCGUGCAGCCCGCGCUGCAAGAGUACAACCUCGCCCAGUUCAUCAUCGCGGACGUCCCGGGAUGCGAUCACCAAUCCAUAAUCAGCGACGCUGCGCGGUUGGCAGGCGAAGACGAGCAGGAACGGUUCCUCGAUCCGCGAUCAAAGCAGACGUUCGUGUUUGACCACCUAACCCUCGAAACCAGCGAUCCUCAACCGUACGAACCGGAAGCCGAGUCAGAACCUUUGAGAGAGGCACUGGAGAAAGCGACCCUCGACUACCUCUCGAACCACUUCCACGACGGCACCGCGACCGUGUUUUCGACCCCAGGUUCCCCCCUCCGCUUCGUGAUCCAGAUCGUCGCGAAUAAGUACAACCCGAACAACUUCUGGUCCGGACGAUGGCGAUCAGAAUACGUCGUCGAUCUCGCACAGCAGCACGCCGAAGGCCGCAUACUCGUGAACGUCCACUACUACGAGCAAGGAAACGUCCAGCUCGAGACGAAACACGCCGUGCACCUCCCGCUCCCGCCCUCCGUCUCCGCCGACUCGCCUCAGUCGGCGACGAAGGUGGUCGCCCUUAUCGAAGAGGAAGAGAACAAGUACCAGCGCUCGCUGAGUGAGACUUACGCCGACAUGGGUUCCAAGACGUUCAAGGACCUCCGCCGCGCGCUUCCGCUUACAAGGCAGAAGCUCGACUGGGACAGGGUGCUGGGAUACAAGCUGGGCGCAGAGCUGUCCGCGGGGAAAGGCGUCUUGGGCAGUUCGUGAUCAGAUGUCGACGAUACUUCGAAACUGGGACUGGCUCUGUCAGCCGCGCGAUGUGUGCGCACGAAGUUCGAAGAUAGGGGAGAGCGGUGCAACAAAGCUGUAUUUCUAGCCAAACGUUCUAAACCCGCCGCAAAACUGUCGGUUUUCCGCACCUAGCCCGGCCGUUCUUUGCGGCCUUCGGGAUUGGGGGGGAGACAUGUACGGAGAUACGACAAGCAAGACAG